Molecule: messenger RNA, 1643 nt
Organism: Fundulus heteroclitus (mummichog)
Lineage: Eukaryota; Metazoa; Chordata; Actinopteri; Cyprinodontiformes; Fundulidae
Exons: 3
Coding region: 141-356 (71 amino acids)
Biological process (GO): G protein-coupled receptor signaling pathway
Cellular component (GO): heterotrimeric G-protein complex
Molecular function (GO): G-protein beta-subunit binding
Source: RefSeq, a predicted model, not a curated record
GUGUCGCCACUGUUUCCUAGUUUAGUUCAGGCCAGGGUUCAGGACAGUUAGGGCUCACUUCCGCUGGGUUGUAAACGGCUGUCAUAAAAAAACAAACUUAGCUUUAUUUUACUUCUCGUUCAACACCGACAGCCGCCGCCAUGUCCAACAACAACGCCAACAGCAACUUAAUCAUCGCGCAGAGGGCCGUGAAGCAACUCCGGUUUGAGGCCAGUAUCCGGAGGAUCAAGGUGUCCCAGGCCUCCUCCGAGCUGAAAAACUUCUGCCUGCAGAACGCCGCCAAGGACCCGCUCCUCAUGGGGGUCCCCUCCAGCGAUAAUCCCUUCAGACCCCCCAAGUCCUGCUCGCUGUUCUGAGCAGCCGAAGAAACACGAAGGAUUCCUGGACCUGUCCGUCAAAGCUUCACUUCUCGUCUCUUGGACUUAAUGGUCGACUUCUCUGCAGCUCCUCGUGGGGAAAGGAGGAGGGGGGAAAAAAUGGGCUAAAUGCUGAAGGUUUUUUUUUUUUUUUUUCAGGGGGGAGGGGGCUGAUGUCGAUCUACUUGUUUGCCAAACCUAAUGGUAUCAUAUCUCCCAUCUGUUACAUGAAAGCAUGGCCAAACUCUUCUUGUUUAACAAACGAGCAGAAGAUGUUCCUGACACUAACUCCACUAAUGAUUAAUCUGGCUCCGCCUGAGCGCCCAACGCGUUCGGCGUCUACUCGCAGGCUGUUACCGUGGUUUGUUUUUCAGCCGGUUACGAAGCGCUGGUGGAGGGAUAAUCAAACGGAAAUUUUAUAUUUCUCUCUGUAAAACCUUUUUUAUUUUCUUUAAUUAUAUUCAGCUACGUUGUUGGCCAAUAAACUAAAUCGGUGCCUUUUUUAACGAGUCACGCAUUUAGGAGAAGGAUAAAAAAAAAUGGUAUUGUGUACCUGAGGUACUACUACAUGACACACACUUUAACUUUGGGGGGGCAAGUGAUGCUUUAAUAUUCUCUGAUUUAUAUUGUUUCUUUCACAAACCUACUAUCUAGAUCUAUAUUCUAUAGUCUUUUUUUUUUUUUGAGCCUUUUUAUUUAAAAUAAAAACACACAAAGGCCUUACACUAUUUGGAUUGUUUGUAACAACUUUAAUUUAUAUCACACUGCACGAAUGCUCGUCUGUAUGGAAAUCCUUGGGUUAUGUUUGUAUUUAAUGAGUCGUUCAUGUUUUCCACGCUGGAAGCGAACAUCAAUCAGCCAAAAAUCUUUUCUGCUGUUGUUUUUUUUUUUUUUUUUUUUUACUUUUUCCAGAUACGGAUGAAAUGCUGCAUGGAACCAUUUUAUACCGGUAUCUUUAAAUAAUUGUUGAAAGCGUGUCCUAUUCGGGACAGCUUUUUCACAGACAGGACUUAAGUAUUUCUUUGAAAGUUGUCACAUAUAAUUUGGUGCUUUUCCAAUCAAAAUAUGUGUUUUGAAGUGACACUAAAUUGGAUGUAGAUUAAAAGAUUAUUGGUUCAUUGUGGACAGGAGUGGCUCUUCUGUUGUGACAGUGAGCUGGUGGAAUUAAUCCACAUCCCAUAAAUCUGCCCAAGCCACCAGAAUCGCUGUUACCUGUCAGCUUGAUGAUUUGUGAUGAAUGCAAUAUGUUUGUAUGGAAAGGAAAAAAAAUAAAAUAUAUACUUGUAA